Molecule: messenger RNA, 875 nt
Organism: Cloeon dipterum
Lineage: Eukaryota; Metazoa; Arthropoda; Insecta; Ephemeroptera; Baetidae
Product: EEF1A lysine methyltransferase 1
Exons: 5
Coding region: 212-841 (209 amino acids)
Biological process (GO): methylation
Molecular function (GO): nucleic acid binding; protein-lysine N-methyltransferase activity
Source: RefSeq, a predicted model, not a curated record
CCUCUUGCUACAGCUGGUUCUGCUAGUAAACAACAAACUACCCACGAAUUCGCUAUAACACAAAGUUGUAUUUAUUUCAAAACAAAACACAAACAGACCCUAUAAACAAACACUGAGAGAGAACUCACAACAUAUGUAAUUAUCGUAAACAUCAUAGUUACACACAAAGAUCAAGAGAGGUAAACCCAAGUUGAAAUUGAUUUGCGGCGACAUGAGUGACGACGAGGAGCCGCAGUUGUCGGCCUCUACCUUUGCCGCCCUGCAGGAGUUCUACAACGAGGAGAAGGAGCGGCAGGACAAGCUGCAGAGGAUCCUUGAGAGCACCAGAGACGCUCAGGAGCUGCCGCAGUUUCAGGAAGACUGGCAAUUGAGCCAGUUUUGGUACGAUGACGAAACUGCAGACAGACUCGCCCAAGAAGUCCUCACUGCUGCAGGUCCUGAGGGGAAAAUUGCCCUUGUUUCGUGCCCCACCCUGUUCACUAGGAUCAGGAAAGCCAACCCAAAUGUCACCCUGUUUGAGUAUGAUGAGAGAUUCGCAGCAUACGGCACAAAUUUCUGCUUUUUCGACUACAAAAGCCCGUUGAAAAUCCCUAUCGAGAUGGCCAGCGCCUUCGACCUUGUGGUGGCUGACCCCCCUUUCCUCUCAGAGGAAUGCCUCACGAAAACAGCAGUCACCAUCAGAUACCUGGCCAAGGAAAAGAUUCUCCUCUGCACAGGGGCAGUGAUGUCCGAGCUUGCACAACGACUGCUUCAACUGAGGGUGCUUGAUUUCAUACCGGGUCAUAAAAACAAUUUGGGCAACGAAUUCAGGUGUUUUGCAAACUUUCAGUGUGGAUUGUGACGUAAUUAAAACUUUUAUCUAAUUUUAUAUAAAA